Molecule: messenger RNA, 1572 nt
Organism: Lethenteron reissneri (Far Eastern brook lamprey)
Lineage: Eukaryota; Metazoa; Chordata; Hyperoartia; Petromyzontiformes; Petromyzontidae
Product: zinc finger protein 239-like
Source: RefSeq, a predicted model, not a curated record
CGUCACGAGACACCAGGAAGCAGCCGAUCCGCGCGCGCGCUCACUGAGAUCCGAGGUUUGGGAGAAAAACGGAAAACCCAAUGGAACACCAAUGCCGACGGUGACGGCCGACGCCAGGAUAGCGGCCACGGGCUCGAAGCGGGGGCAACCCGGCUCUUGUCCCAAGAAAGGAAUCUGCUCCCCGCUGCCCUCCACGGUGGCGCAUCGCCGGCGGGGCUGCACGCUGAGCCCCAACUUUUCCAGGAGCUGACGCUCUCUCUGCAGAAUUGGCCUGAUGGAGCAAAGGCACUCAGCGCAGUUCAGUACAAGAAGGAAACAAUGCGACCAGCAUGCAAACAGCACGGAUCGUACUGGAAACUUGACACAGCACCAGAGAACACACACAGGAGAGAAACCCUUCAAGUGCACUGUGUGUGAGAAGGCAUUUUCAUUGUCAUCAUAUCUUCAGACCCACCAGAGAACACACACAGGAGAUAAACCCUUCAAGUGCAGUGUGUGUGGGAAGGCAUUUUUGUAUUCAUCUACUCUUAAACAACACCAGAGAACACACACAGGAGAUAAACCUUUCAAGUGCACUCUGUGUGGGAAGGCGUUUGCAUUGUCAUCAAAUCUUAAGAUCCACCAGAGAACACACACAGGAGAGAAACCUUUUAAGUGCACUCUGUGUGGGAAGGCGUUUGCAAUGUCAUCAAAUCUUAAGACCCACCAGAGAACACACACAGGAGAUAAGCCCUUCAAGUGCAGUGUGUGUGGGAAGGCAUUUUUUUAUUCAUCUACUCUUAAACAACACCAGAGAACACACACAGGAAAGAAACCUUUCAAGUGCACUGUGUGUGAGAAGGCGUUUGCACAGUCACCACAUCUUCAAAGACACCAGAGAACACACACAGGAGAGAAACAUUUCAAGUGCAUUGUGUGUGGGAAGGCGUUUGCACAGUCAUCACAUCUUCAAAGACACCAGCGAACACACACAGGAGAUAACCCCUUCAAGUGCAGUGUGUGGGAAGGCAUUUUUUUUAUUCAUCUACUCUUAAACAACACCAGAGAACACACACAGGAGAGAAACCUUUUAAGUGCACUCUGUGUGGGAAGGCGUUUGCAAUGUCAUCAAAUCUUAAGACCCACCAGAAAACACACACAGGAGAGAAACCUUUUAAGUGCACUCUGUGUGGGAAGGCGUUUGCAAAGUCAUCCACUCUUCAGACCCACCAGAGAAUACACACAGGAGAUAAACCCUUCAAGUGCAGUGUGUGUGAGAAGGCGUUUUCAGAUUCAUCUGCUCUUCGACGACACCAGAAAACACACACAGGAGAGAAACUCUUCAAGUGCAGUGUUUGUGGGAAAGUGUUUGCACAUUCAUCAAAUCUUAAAAAACACCAGAGAACACGCACGCAUCAGAAAAUCCACAAGAAGUGUAAUCUGAAAUCAGCUUGUGAAAGUCAAUGUGCUGCAAUGACCCCAUUGUUCAUGAAACAAGAACCAGAAGACAAUCGCAGCCUGGACACUUUGAAAGGUAUCAAGGUGAAAUAUGAAGAGGCGAAAGUGAAAUGUGAAGAAGUAACAGUGACGAGC